AUGCUCGCUCUCACCCACAUGCUCGCUCUCACCCACAUGCUCGCUCUCACUCACAUGCUCGCUCUCACCCACAUGCUCGCUCUCACCCACAUGCUCGCUCUCACCCACAUGCUCGCUCUCACCCACAUGCUCGCUCUCACCCACAUGCUCGCUCUCACCCACAUGCUCGCUCUCACCCACAUGCUCGCUCUCACCCACAUGCUCGCUCUCACCCACAUGCUCGCUCUCACCCACAUGCUCGCUCUCACCCACAUGCUCGCUCUCACCCACAUGCUCGCUCUCACCCACAUGCUCGCUCUCACCCACAUGCUCGCUCUCACCCACAUGCUCGCUCUCACCCACCUGCUCGCUCUCACCCAUCUGCUCGCUCCCCACCCACCUGCUCGCUCUUCAUGCAGGUACCUAUGCUACAAUACAUUUGACGGUCGCAUCCCACCACACCUCGCCUUGCCCAGCCUCAUAGAUAUCGAAUGGCAUGCCUCUCCCCUAUAG
This is a messenger RNA of Closterium sp. NIES-65, 492 nucleotides long. Lineage: Eukaryota; Viridiplantae; Streptophyta; Zygnematophyceae; Desmidiales; Closteriaceae. The record is from the annotation of a GenBank genome assembly.